AUGGCAUGUAAACCGCCACUCUAUCACGGAGAGGUGGAUCCGAUAGUGUGCCAAAGAUGGUUGAGUGAUAUUGAAGGGGUGUUCGAGAGAACCCACUGUGAUACAAGUGACUUCGCAGCUUAUGGCAUGGGUCAGCUGAGAGGUCAAGCAAAAGACUGGUGGGAUAAUAAGAAAAAGGAAAUCGUAAGUGAAGCGGCGAAAGCAAUGACAUGGGAGGAGUUUAAAGUACCAUUCCUCAAACAUCACAGUCCUAAAGCGGUUAUCAAUCGAAUCAAAGAGGAGUUUAUUCAGCUUAGACAGAAAGGCGAAUCUAUUGCUAAGAUCACGGGGAUCUUUCUUGACAAACUGAGGUUUUGCGAUGAAUUGGUGACCUCCGAAGAACAGAAGGUGUAUUAUUAUUAUAACAUGCUAAGCACAGAGUAUCGGGAGUUCAUGACUCCCUCAAAAUAUGAGACUCUUACUGAAAUUAUCAAUACUGCUCGAGAAAGAGAAAUAGAGCUAAAGAAACAAAUUGAAAGGGGUGAAAGAAGGGCGCAAGAGGUUAAUCCAAGCCCUACGAAAAAGGCACGCAUGACUGACUCAUCGAAGAAGCAAGAAGGAAAGAGCAGUACGCCAAGUUGUAAAGUAUGCGGGAAAGGGCACAAGGGUGAGUGCCGGUUUAAGGACAAGUCGUGUCCUAUAUGUGGGAAGACCGGGCACACGGCUGCGUUGUGCCCGGGGAAAGUAUCGGUGUGCUACAAAUGCUAUCAGCCGGGUCACAAGAAAUCUGAGUGCCCGGAGUUGGUCGGAAAGAAGGAUGACAAGAGUACGCACACUGAGGCACCAAAAGCAAAAGCAAGAUCUUUCCAGUUAACAACAGUGGAGGCAAAAACAGAGCCCGAUGUGGUCUUAGGAGAAUUCCAAGUAGUGGUCGGGAUGGAUUGGCUAUCCCGACACCAUGCGAAAGUCGUAUGUUUCCGCAAGGAGAUAAAAUUAACAUCUCCAAGUGGGAAAUCGGUUACCAUACAUGCCGAGAAAGAGGGUAAACCUGUUAUGUGCUCAAUGCUAAAAGCUCACAAGCUCAUGAGGCACGGUUGUAGGGCAUUCAUGAUAUACGCAAACGAACCAGACAAAGGAUUACUAAAGAUUGAAGACGUACCGGUGGUACGCGAGUAUGCCGACGUAUUUCCGGAAGACCUACCGGGAAUACCGCCAGAACGGGAGGUCACCGGGAUGAAAAACGAGCCACCGGGAAGCUUUACGGGUCAACCAGAAGCAAGGAACACGAAAAACGAAGAAACGGAAUUCGGAGCACCGUCGCCGACACCCAUAUGGGCCGUCGCCGACGACCAUUGUUUAUCACCGUCGCCAAGAUUUCACCGUAGACAGCGUGUUAGGCCGUCGGGUGAAAUGGAACAAGCACACACCGUCGCCGACGGGGCUUCAGGCCGUCGGCGACGGUCCUUCUAUGUUGCAGCCGAGUUUGUUUGCAAAUUAGCUUGUUUUGACGAAUGA
Messenger RNA from Helianthus annuus (common sunflower), 1494 nucleotides. RefSeq lists its product as uncharacterized. Gene Ontology annotation, molecular function: nucleic acid binding; zinc ion binding. NCBI's taxonomy places the organism in Eukaryota, Viridiplantae, Streptophyta, Magnoliopsida, Asterales, Asteraceae. The record is from RefSeq and is a predicted model, not a curated record. The transcript has 3 exons. Bases 1 to 1494 code for a protein of 497 amino acids.